Colletotrichum truncatum is the source of this 1752-nucleotide messenger RNA. The record is from RefSeq and is a predicted model, not a curated record. NCBI's taxonomy places the organism in Eukaryota, Fungi, Ascomycota, Sordariomycetes, Glomerellales, Glomerellaceae.
AUGGCACAAAAUGGGAGUACUGGUAAGGAGAGGCGUAAGCGCGUCCUUGUCGUCGGCGCUGGUGCAGCUGGCAUGUCGACAGCUUACCAUCUUUCAAAUCAUCCCGAUAAGUUCGAUGUCACUCUUAUCGAUUCUGUCGACUACUGCGGUGGGCAGGCCUUCUCAAUCCCGCUUAACAAGGAGCGACAUGGUGCCAGCUGGUUCAACCAAGGAGUACAGGGCGGUAGCUACAUCUUCCAUCACACGCUUUCCAUGUUCGCCCGACAAGGAUUUCAUGCCGAUCCUGUCAAGCUUCAAGUAUCAUUCGGCAAGGAUGAAAAGUUUUGGACCAACGUGUUUCCGACCGACUUCAUCUUGAAGCAUCAGAGCGAAGUGAGGAGGCUCACUUUCAUGCUCAAAUUUAUGCGCUGGUUCGAGGUCUUCUUCGCGCUGAUCCCGCUGAAAAUACUCUUCAAACUAUUUCUCUUUUCUGAUGAGUUUACCAAUGUCGUCGGUUUGCCCAUGACGGCUUUGUUCCUGGGGACUGGUAACGCUACACCGGAAGUCCCAGCAAUUAUGCUUGAACGCUUGUGUACCUCGCCGACUUAUGGCAUGUGGUGUCCUUUGGACGAGAACAGCGUUGUGUCGAACUUCCCCCCAAUGGUUGUGUUUCCCAAUUUCACCGACUUCUACCAGACCUGGAAGAAAGAUCUUGAAAACAGAGGCGUCACUGUCAGACUCUCCACCGAGCUCACCGAGAUUAUCCACCGCAACAAGCGCGGGGUUCUUGUCAAAGUCAAAGGCCGCACACCUGCGGAAGACGGCCACAACCCACUUGGCGGCGAUGCAAAUGCUACAGAGUCUGAAGAACAUUACGACGAGAUCGUGCUCUGCGUACUCGCUGAUACCGCCAAGAAGAUUCUAGGCAAGACGUCCUCAUGGCGUGAGCGCAAAGUCCUAGGAUCUGCCAAGUUUUCUGACGAUAUCACAAUCACCCACACCGACGCCAGUUACAUGAAGAAGUACUACGAGAAUUUCUACGAUGAGUCCAAGGCCGUCAAAGCGCUCGGGAACAAGCGUGAUUUAGAUCAAUCGUCUCGUCUAGAGUACGCCAAGGAUAACUUCCGACCCAUGUACUACAUACGCAUGUACGAUGAGGACCUCUCCAAAUUGGAGAUGUGCUUUGACACCACGAACUAUCAGUCUCAAUUCCCGGAGAACGUACCUUUUGAGCAGCAUGUUUUCCAGACAAUCUACCUCAACAAAGACAGAGACCGCAAGCAUUGGACCGACGACGAAAUUGACAAAGAUAAAAUCAUCCGCAGCGACUGGUGGCACCAGCUCUGCCACUCUUGGACUCACUACGCCUUUUUGGUGCCUUGGAUGAUGUUUUUGCAAGCCAAGCGGCGAGUUCGGUUUGCAGGUUCGUGGACGCUAGUCAAUGCGCAUGAAGUUGCCAUCAUGUCCGGUAUCGCUGCCGCCGUGGACAUGGGAGCUGAGUACCCCGAGGAUCUUGAGCACGACAAGUUUGCGUUCUUGUGUUUCAGGUUAUACUAUCUUCUCGCAUACGGCAAGUGGUACCGUCGAAGAUUCAACGGUAGCCAGAGCCAGAAAGCAAAGGAUGGCGCAAGCUGGGCUUCUGGGUUGUACGGUAGCGUGUAUCAGGGCCCUGGCGUGUCUAAGCAGGAGAGGUCAAUUUGGAGAGAAGAGGUCAAGGCUGAAAGAAGUACUGAGAACCUCGCGGAUGGAAACAAUGGAAGAAGCCAACCCUAA